AAACAGGAGGAGAAGAGAGAGAGAAAGUGAGUCUCUCUUCGUUUGGUUUCUCUUCUCUCUUCCUUUCUUUUUUGGUUGGUAAAUUAAAAGAAAAAAAGAAAGAAGUCCAAAAAAAUGAGCACUGAACAAGCAAAGAGAAGCGUCAACGGAGCUCUGACGGUGAAACCGACAACCGACGAACGGAAGCUAUCUCCGGCUCUUACUGCCGAGUCGGCUACUUCACCAGCCAAGAAAGUCAUCAUCAAAAGCGCCGACAUGAAAGACGACAUGCAAAAAGAAGCUGUCAAUAUAGCCUUCUUCGCAUUUGAGAAGCACAAUGUUGAGAAAGAUGUAGCAGAGCACAUAAAGAAGGAAUUCGAUAAGAGACAUGGACCCACUUGGCAUUGCAUUGUUGGUCGCAAUUUUGGUUCAUAUGUAACGCAUGAGACCAACCACUUUGUGUAUUUCUAUUUAGAUCAAAAAGCAGUUUUGCUCUUCAAAUCUGGUUAAUCACGUUGAUAUGUUGAUGAAGGGUGAUGUUCAUGAUGAUCGUGAUGUCGGAGGCUUUUACUUAUGCUGGCUGUGGUUAGCACCUGUAUAUAUUAAAUGAAAACCUGCUUUAAUGUGAAUGCUCUGUCCUAAUAUUCUUGUGGCCAACUUGUAUAUUUUAUUUCACCUGAACUGGUUUUGAACCGUGGAUUGUCAAUUACGGUCUUCUGCCUCUUGGUUUCUUCGGCCUUAUUCAUUAUGUACUUCUAGUCGUGUUAAAUGCCUGUAAAAUAUGAAAAUUUUUCAUGUUAAAUUCGUGUCAGGUAGUGGAAUAAAGCUGCAUCCUGCAUGUAUCUAAUUCUAAUAACCCUC
Molecule: messenger RNA, 840 nt
Organism: Durio zibethinus
Lineage: Eukaryota; Viridiplantae; Streptophyta; Magnoliopsida; Malvales; Malvaceae
Biological process (GO): microtubule-based process
Cellular component (GO): cytoplasmic dynein complex
Molecular function (GO): dynein intermediate chain binding
Source: RefSeq, a predicted model, not a curated record